Molecule: messenger RNA, 1443 nt
Organism: Alternaria viburni
Lineage: Eukaryota; Fungi; Ascomycota; Dothideomycetes; Pleosporales; Pleosporaceae
Exons: 5
Coding region: 1-1443 (480 amino acids)
Biological process (GO): mRNA splice site recognition
Cellular component (GO): cytosol
Molecular function (GO): mRNA binding
Source: RefSeq, a predicted model, not a curated record
AUGUCUUUCAACAACAGCUACGGCGACCAAUUCCAAGGCCAGCCCCAGGGCGACAUGAACAACCAGACCCCGCAGCCCGGCGACAUGGGUCAGCCCAUGGACGCUUCCGGCAACGGCUUCCCACCCCAGGGCAACAUGGGCCCGCCAGGCAGCGCUGGUGGUGACGGCCAAGGCCAGGGUGCGGGCAAGACGACUCUCUGGAUGGGCGAACUCGAGCCCUGGAUCGACGAGAACUUCGUGCGCAGCAUCUGGUACAACAUGGGCGAGACUGUCAACGUCAAGAUGAUCCGCGACAAGUUCUCCGGCAAUGCUGGAUAUUGCUUCGUCGACUUCGCGAGCCCUGAUGCUGCGUCCAAGGCCCUUAGCCUCAACGGCCAACUCAUCCCCAACUCCAACCGCCCGUUCAAGCUGAACUGGGCCUCUGGCGGUGGUCUUGCUGACAGGAGCCGCGACGAGCGUGGUCCCGAAUUCAGCAUCUUCGUCGGAGACUUGGGCCCCGAGGUCACCGAGUUCGUCCUCGUACAACUCUUCCAGAACAAGUACCAGUCCACCAAGUCCGCCAAGAUCAUGUCCGACCCCAUUAGUGGUAUGUCGCGCGGCUACGGUUUUGUCCGGUUCGCUAGCGAGGAGGACCAGCAAAAGGCCCUCACUGAGAUGCAAGGCGUCUACUGCGGCAACCGCCCUAUGCGUAUCUCCACUGCCACACCCAAGAACAAGAGCGGUGGUCCCGGAGGUCCCGGCGGAAUGGGCGGCAUGCCUCAAGGCGGCGGCGGCCCCGGUAUGGGCAUGUACUCCAUGGGCGCUCCUCCCAUGGGUGGCUACUACGGUGCACCCCAGCCGAUGAACCAGUUUACUGACCCGAACAACACCACCGUCUUCGUCGGCGGUCUGUCCGGCUACGUCACCGAGGACGAGCUCCGCUCUUUCUUCCAGGGCUUUGGCGAGAUCACAUACGUUAAGAUUCCCCCAGGCAAGGGUUGCGGCUUCGUCCAGUUCGUUCAGCGCCACGCUGCCGAGAUGGCCAUCAACCAGAUGCAAGGCUACCCCAUCGGUAACUCUCGCGUCCGUCUUAGCUGGGGUAGGUCCCAGAACAACUCCGGUCCAGCCGGCACCCCGUACCGCCCUGCACCACCUCCACCAGUUCCCUUCGGCCCCGGCAUGGGUAUGCCCCCGCAACACCCCUACGGCGGUGGCGGUGGCUACGGCCCGAUGAUGAAGGCUGGCCAGCCUUCCCCUUACCCGCCGUCGAUGAACGCAAGCCUCGGUGGCCAGCGACCCGGCAGCCAGAACGCCCCUUCGGCCAAUCCUGCCGGCCAGAACGGCACUCCAACGUUCAACAACUACCGCUUCACCCCCACCCAGCCCAACGGCCCCAACAGCCCCGGCUUCGGCUCGCCCGACUUUGGCGGUGCCUUCUCGCAGCAAUUCCCUCCACCGCAGUAA